Messenger RNA from Triticum turgidum subsp. durum (durum wheat), 1185 nucleotides. Lineage: Eukaryota; Viridiplantae; Streptophyta; Magnoliopsida; Poales; Poaceae. The record is from the annotation of a GenBank genome assembly.
AUGGUGAUCUCGGUCCCCAGCCACCGGCGCUCCAUGCGCGACGCAAUGCUCGGCGGGGGCCGCCAGCUCCACAAGCCCCUUCGCUGCGCCUUCUACGACGGGAUUCCCGGCGAAGGCCUCGCCGCCGCGCUCGCCGAGGCCACUGGGAGCGUUUCCCUCUCCCGCACCCCCGCCACCGACGGCAGCGUAAGUGGGAAGGCAGUGAGGAACGUGCUCAUCCUCAUGAGCGACACCGGCGGCGGCCACCGCGCCUCCGCCGAGGCUCUCCGCGACGCCUUCCGCCUCGAUUUCGGCGACGCCUACCAGGUGUUCGUCAGGGAUUUGGGGAAAGAGUACGGCGGCUGGCCGCUGAACGACAUGGAGCGGUCGUACAAGUUCAUGAUCCGCCAUGUCCGGCUCUGGAAGGUGGCCUUCCAUGGCACCUCCCCGCGCUGGGUUCACGGAAUGUACCUCACCGCCCUCGCCUACCUCUACGCCAACGAGGUGGUGGCCGGGAUGAUGAAGUACAAGCCGGACGUGAUCAUCAGCGUGCACCCACUCAUGCAGCACAUCCCGCUGUGGGUGCUCAAGUGGCAGAGCCUGCAGCCCAAGGUCCCGUUCUUCACCGUCAUCACCGACCUCAACACCUGCCACCCGACAUGGUUCCACCACGGCGUGACGAGGUGCUACUGCCCCUCGGCCGAGGUGGUGAAGAGGGCCCUGACCCGCGGGCUCGACCCGUCACAAAUCCGCGUGUACGGGCUGCCGAUCAGGCCAUCCUUCUGCCGCGCCGUGCUCGACAAGGAUGGGCUGAGGAAAGAACUUGGCCUGCACCCUGAACUGCCUGCUGUUCUACUGAUGGGAGGCGGUGAAGGGAUGGGCCCGGUGGAGGAGACGGCCAAGGCCCUCGGCCACGAGCUCUACGAUCACCGGAGACGCCGGCCGGUCGGGCAGGUCGUGGUCAUAUGCGGCAGGAAUCAGGCGCUGCGGUCCACCUUGCUGUCCCUGCCAUGGAAGGUCCCUGUCAAGAUUAGAGGGUUCGAGAAGCAGAUGGAGAAGUGGAUGGGCGCUUGCGACUGCAUCAUCACUAAGGAAGUAGGGAAUGUGCCUUACGUGGUCGACAACGGCGCCGGUGUGUUCUGUAAGGACGCAGGUGAAGCUGGGGCAAUGGUCAGAGACAGAAGAGGACGCAGGAGACAAUUGUAA